AUGUCUUUCAUUGAAGUUAAUAGUGAUUCUGAUUUUCCCAUUCAAAAUUUACCAUAUGGUAUUUUUUCAACAAAAGAUAAUACUAAACCCAGAAUUGGUGUUGCAAUUGGAACAAAAAUUUUAGAUUUAUCUGUCAUCAAACAUUUAUUUGAUGGAGCACAAAUGAAAGAUAAACAAAAUGUUUUUGAAGAAACAACACUUAAUAAAUUUAUGUCACUCGGUAAAUCAGCAUGGAAAGAAACUCGACAACGAUUACAAGAACUUCUAUUCGAUAGUUGUAAAAUAUUAAAAGAUAAUAAUGAUUUACGAAAACAAGCUUUCGUCGAACAAAAAGACGCUAAUAUGCAUUUGCCUGCACAAAUAGGUGAUUAUACGGAUUUCUAUUGUUCAAAAGAACAUGCAACUAAUGUUGGUACAAUGUUUCGUGGAAAAGAAAAUGCACUUAUGCCAAACUGGUUACAUUUACCUGUUGGAUAUCAUGGACGAGCUUCAUCUGUUGUUGUAUCCGGAACAGAUAUUCGUCGACCUAAUGGACAAACAUGUCCUGAUGAAACUAAACCACCAACAUUUGGAAAUUGUAAAUUACUUGAUAUUGAACUUGAAAUGGCAUUUUUUAUUGGCACUGAAGGUAAUCAUCAAGGAGAACCAAUUACAAUGGAUAAAGCUGAUGAAUAUAUUUUUGGUCUUGUUAUUAUGAAUGAUUGGUCAGCACGUGAUAUACAAAAAUGGGAAUAUGUUCCAUUAGGUCCAUUUACUGCAAAAAAUUUUGGUACAACUAUUUCACCAUGGAUAGUAACUAUGGAUGCAUUACAAGAUGCUUUAUGUACUGGACCAACACAAGAUCCAACACCAUUAUCUUAUUUAACUCAACAAGAACCAAGUGCAAUAGAUAUUGAUUUAAAAGUCUCAUUAAAACCAAAUCAAUCUUCGAAAGAAUACACAAUCUGUCAAUCAAAUUUAAAACAUAUGUAUUGGAGUUUAAAACAGAUGCUUGUUCAUCAUACAGUCACAGGAUGUAAUCUACGUGCUGGUGAUUUAAUUGCAACGGGUACAAUUAGUGGCCCAACGCCUGAUUCAUGUGGAUCAAUGCUUGAAUUAACAUGGCGAGGAAGUAAACCAUUAGUGUUAGAUGAAAAUUUAACAAGAAAAUUUCUUGAAGAUGGUGAUACAGUAACAAUGACUGGUUUUUAUCAAGGUAAUGGUUUCAAAAUUGGUUUUGGACAAUGUACGGGAACCAUUAUUCCAGCAUUACCUUUACCAAAAUAA
Molecule: messenger RNA, 1266 nt
Organism: Adineta steineri
Lineage: Eukaryota; Metazoa; Rotifera; Eurotatoria; Adinetida; Adinetidae
Source: the annotation of a GenBank genome assembly